UCUUCAUUUUUCUAGCUUUCCCUUCAAAAUGAGUUCCUCUGGAUCUGGCUUCAGUGGCUCCGACCACAACCUCAAUUCCGAGGGAAGAGAUCCUGGUCUUACUGCUCAGAAGCAGAUUAAGUCUCGGAUUACACCCAAGAUAGUGAAGCGCGUUCAUGUUUUGAGACAGAUAGAGGGGCAGCAUAAGAAGCUGGAACAACAAUUUUUUGAGGACAGAGCUGCACUGGUAGAUAAAUACCAUCAGCUUUACAAACCUCUCUACGAAAAGAGAUAUGAGAUUGUUAAUGGUAUCACUGAAGUGGAAGGAGUGAAAACUCCAGACCAAGGACAAGAAGCCACUGAAGAGAAAGGAGUACCUAACUUUUGGCUGUCCGCACUGAAGAAUAAUAAGGAACUUCUGAUAAUGGAGCUUGACGAACACGCUCUCCAGUUUCUCAAAGAUAUCAGGUGGUGCAGGAUACAUGAUCCUAAAGGGUUUAGGCUGGAAUUCUUAUUUGAUCCUAAUCCUUACUUUCGAAACUCCGUCCUGACAAAAACAUAUUACAUGAUUGAAGAACAUGAGCCCAUAUGGAGCAAAGAAAUCGGGACGGAGAUUGAUUGGUAUCCCGGGCAAAGCUUGACAAUCAGUCCAAGAAAGGACCCAAAGAAUGCCAAGUCCAUGACUGCAGCUGAUAUUUGUUACAGCUUUUUUACGUUCUUCAAACCUCCCCAACAUGAUGAUUAUACCGGGGCAGAUAUGGUUUCUAUGUUCAAGACUAGGAUAGAAAACGACCGUGAAAUGGGCUUAACAAUUCGAGACAAGAUCAUCCCUUACGCGGUGUCAUGGUUCACUGGGGAAGCUGUUAAAGGAUACGAGUUUGAAGAUGACGAUGAUAGUGAAGACGAUGAUGACAGUGACUAUUAUUUUUACUCUGAUAGAGAUGAUGAGGACGAGGAGGGUGCUGCUGCUGAAGACAAAAAUAAAGAGGAGGAAGAUGGCAAAAGAAAGGAAUUAAGUAGAUGGACUAAUGCUGAGAAAGCAAUGGCUGUGCUAACGCUGCAAUAGCAGUACCUGAAUUAGAAGAAUCCGCGUCCCAAUCUAUGCCAAGUGAAGCAGCUGCAAGUGAUUCAUAGUGACGAGGCUCGACCAGAGGCUGUUGAAGCAUUGGAACACAGUUGCAGCACUAGGCAUAGUCGUAUUCAAUUCUUAAAACACAAUAAUUUUUCAAUUGUAUAACUAAUGGAUUUUUUAUUUUCCUAAAAACAGUCACCUUAUUUUACGAUUUUCCAAUUGGUUUAUUUUUAUUAAAGAAGGUCAGAUAUUUCAAUUUUUA
Molecule: messenger RNA, 1313 nt
Organism: Rosa chinensis
Lineage: Eukaryota; Viridiplantae; Streptophyta; Magnoliopsida; Rosales; Rosaceae
Product: nucleosome assembly protein 1;4
Exons: 11
Coding region: 29-1045 (338 amino acids)
Biological process (GO): nucleosome assembly
Cellular component (GO): nucleus; chromatin
Molecular function (GO): histone binding; chromatin binding
Source: RefSeq, a predicted model, not a curated record